CGGCUUUCGCCCGCUGCUGCCGCCGCCGCCGCCGGCCGCGGCUGCUCUCCCAAGAUGGCGGCUCCUCCGGGCGAGUACUUCAGCGUUGGGAGCCAGGUGUCGUGCCGGACGUGCCAGGAGCAGCGGCUGCAGGGCGAGGUGGUGGCCUUCGACUACCAGUCCAAAAUGCUGGCUCUAAAAUGUCCCUCUUCCAGUGGAAAACCCAACCAUGCAGACAUCUUGCUUAUAAACUUACAGUAUGUUUCAGAAGUGGAAAUAAUUAAUGAUCGAACAGAAACCCCUCCUCCCUUAGCUUCACUCAAUGUUAGUAAGCUUGCCAGCAAAGCACGGACGGAGAAGGAGGAGAAGCUGAGCCAGGCCUAUGCAAUCAGCGCCGGUGUCUCCCUGGAGGGCCAACAGCUCUUCCAGACCAUUCACAAGACCAUUAAAGACUGUAAAUGGCAAGAAAAGAACAUUGUAGUCAUGGAAGAAGUUGUUAUUACACCCCCAUAUCAAGUGGAAAAUUGUAAAGGCAAAGAAGGGAGUGCACUGAGCCAUGUACGCAAAAUAGUUGAAAAACAUUUUAGAGACGUGGAAAGCCAAAAGAUACUGCAGCGUUCACAAGCCCAACAACCACAGAAGGAGGCUGCUCUGUCAUCCUGAGUCCACAAACACGGAGGACUCUUCCAGCAUCCAGCCACAGCGAUGGUGGUGGUGGCUCAGUGGAGGCAGGCCGGGGGAGGGAAGGGAUCCUGUAUUUCCUGCUGGCUCUCAUUAGGGUCAGUGUUUCAAAAAAAACUUAGACUUGAACAAACACCCAACAAAAAAAGAGCAAGAGAAUAAUUUAAAAGUUGAAUCAUUACUUGACUCCAGACUUCGGCCCACCAUGCCCUUCUCAGCCCUCUGAGCAGUCAUCUUGUUAGUUUUAUUUCUGCAAAUUCCUUUUCACUCUGCCCUCCACCUGUGACUUUCCUUCCCUAGUCUGUUUCUGCCAUUCUGAUUUUAUAAGUGGAUAUACUUGCCUUCUGAAUGAUUGAAAGAAACUUUUACAUCUUUUCUUCCAAAAUAAAAGUAACAAGCUGACUGUGA
Messenger RNA from Mus pahari (shrew mouse), 1068 nucleotides. It is a transcript of the gene Lsm12, whose product is annotated as LSM12 homolog. Gene Ontology annotation, molecular function: RNA binding. Lineage: Eukaryota; Metazoa; Chordata; Mammalia; Rodentia; Muridae. The transcript has 5 exons. The record is from RefSeq and is a predicted model, not a curated record. The coding region runs from base 55 to 642 and encodes 195 amino acids.